Messenger RNA from Peronospora matthiolae, 831 nucleotides. NCBI's taxonomy places the organism in Eukaryota, Oomycota, Peronosporomycetes, Peronosporales, Peronosporaceae. The record is from the annotation of a GenBank genome assembly.
AUGGCUGCCGAACUUUGGAUGAGCUACAAGCAAUGGGCGGACACCCAGGAGACGCUGUUCCUUGACUGGGCCGACCCGUCGGGACAGUACAAGCUCUCGCCUAUGCAGAACCUGCCUGGCGCUGACUUCGCCACUGCCUUUGCUAUCUGUGUUGCUUACGUUGCCUUCGUCGUCAUUGGCACGUUCAUGAUGAAGGCAGGUAUCCCUGCCAUCAAGACUAGCCCUCUGCAGUUUAUUUACAACCCACUGCAAGUUGUCCUUUGCUCGUACAUGUGCAUGGAAGCCGGUAUCCUCGCCUACCGAAACAACUACUCGGCGAUGCCAUGCAACGCUUUCAACGCCGAGAAGCCUGUCAUGGGCAACGUGAUGUACAUGUUUUACUUGUCCAAGAUCCUCGACUUCUUCGACACAGUCUUCAUCAUUCUCGGCAAGAAGUGGAAGCAGCUUUCCUUUUUGCACGUGUACCACCACCUGACUAUUUUCGCGAUCUACUUUAUGAACUUCCGCGUGGCCUACGACGGUGACAUCUAUGCUACGAUCAUUCUGAACGGCUUCAUCCACACCAUUAUGUACAUGUACUAUUUCGUGAGCGCGCACACGCGUGACAUUUGGUGGAAGAAGUAUCUCACGGCCAUGCAGUUGAUUCAGUUCGUUACGAUGAAUGUCCAGGGUUACCUGAUGGUGUCGCGCUCGUGUGAGAAUUUCCCCCACAAGGUGCCGGUCAUCUACCUCGUCUACAUCCAGUCUCUCUUUUGGCUGUUCAUGAACUUCUUUGUCAGAUCUUACUGCUCAAAGCCGCGCAAGUCCUUUAACAAGAGGAAGACGCAAUAG